Alternaria atra is the source of this 801-nucleotide messenger RNA. RefSeq lists its product as uncharacterized. Gene Ontology annotation, molecular function: RNA polymerase II cis-regulatory region sequence-specific DNA binding; DNA-binding transcription activator activity, RNA polymerase II-specific. Gene Ontology annotation, cellular component: nucleus. Bases 1 to 801 code for a protein of 266 amino acids. Lineage: Eukaryota; Fungi; Ascomycota; Dothideomycetes; Pleosporales; Pleosporaceae. The transcript is spliced from 5 exons. Gene Ontology annotation, biological process: regulation of transcription by RNA polymerase II. The record is from RefSeq and is a predicted model, not a curated record.
AUGGCCUAUUUCCCAGAACUCCGGGUUUUCAUGAAAAGCGUCUUCCAUAACUCAACCGCUCAGCGACUGGCUCAAGAUAUGAUGUCUGUCGGUAAAAGAGCGCGCGUCGAUGUGUCUGCAUAUAAUGUUGUAUCCGUUUCGAACCUAAGGGAUCUCCUUCCAGAUCGAUCGACCACCGACCGGCUCGUACAGAAAUAUCUUGAUACCUUUGAGACAACGUACAGAAUCGUGCAUAUACCAACAUUCCAGGAAGCAUAUGAGCGAUACUGGGACGUUGAAAAUCCUGAUAUUGCAGAUAUGGAUGCCGUCGUACUUUCAAUCCUAGCGUAUACUAUGGUAGGGCCAGUUGCCAAGACAGUAUUAGAAAGCUGUGCACAGCAGGCACUUCACCUCCAAGAAGAGAGAGCAAUGUUGGCUGGUCGUGGUUGUCGGCAGUAUUGGGUUCUGAGUGCUGCAGUUGGGUUGGUCAAUCUACAGUUCGAGCCUCUACGAGCCGACGCCGUCAAGCUUCAGGCAAUAGACCAAGUUUCACGCUUAUUGUACAAGAUGCUUUCUCGACAAGAUAUUAGUGGACAGCCUCCUGCCAAUGAGGUUCUGCUUCAGGACGCUCCACGAGCAACCAAACAGAUCAAUGGCCACUCCGGUCACUCCGCUGAAGCACUAUCGACAGAUUCUUUCGCCGACGCUGGACUGCGCAUUGAUGCCUUUGACUUCGGUGAGACAUCAGAGUGGAUGCUAGACGACUUCUGGUUUCUCAACGAGCCGUUCGAAAGCGGAAGUCAAACCCACUACUUAUUCUGA